Messenger RNA from Biomphalaria glabrata, 2782 nucleotides. RefSeq names its product cell death abnormality protein 1-like. The coding region runs from base 196 to 2610 and encodes 804 amino acids. NCBI's taxonomy places the organism in Eukaryota, Metazoa, Mollusca, Gastropoda, Planorbidae. The transcript is spliced from 16 exons. Gene Ontology annotation, molecular function: scavenger receptor activity. The record is from RefSeq and is a predicted model, not a curated record.
AUUUGGCAUGCUAUUACACUGAUGGAAAACUUGGCACUGCUAGCAGUAUACUUACUCUUAGGAAAGGUCUUUUAAUAUGUUACAACGUACAUGUAUAUGUGAUAUUGUUAAUCAUAAUCUCUAAUGGAUUUUAUUAACAGGGACUUCAGAGUAGGUUACUACCAAUCAUAACAUAUAGAUGUGAACAUUCUAUUAAUGGCACUAUACGAUGAAAGGACAAUAUGUGUUUGCCUGGUUUGUGUUUUAUGUAUUCACAUGAUUGCAUCACAAGAUGACUGGUUUGGACCAAACCAAGAGUUCAAAUGUCACUGUGAGUCAAAUUGUAGUUCUGAUGGUACUUGUCUGGGUAAUGGAAGCUGUGCCAGAGGCUGGUUUGGUCUGAAAUGCCAACAUCAAGACCUUAUACUACUGGACAACACAACAAUAUCCACGAAUGCUAGCAUACUGACAGAUCAAGAUGACAGGUCCUGUAUGGAUAUAUCUGGCCAAACUAUUGUUGUUACUUUUAAUGUAUCUUAUGUCUUUACGUGGAUGAGAGUCGCUCUUCAAGAUAUGGCUUUCUUAUCAGGAUUUACCGUACAGUUUAGCAAAACUGCAUCAAUGACUCCCGAAAUAGAAUGUGCAAACCAGAAAUAUUUCCUUGUGGACAAUUCUACACUAGACAUAGAAUGUGAUCUGCCAGACGCUAUAAGAACCAUUAUCAUCACUGGAGCAAGACAGACAUCGCUUUGUUCGCUGUAUAUAAACGGAGGUCGUAACGUCGCCCUAAAACAAACGACUUGGCAAACUAGUACUUACACACAAUUGGGCUUAGGGGUUGGUGACGCCUCCAAAGCGGUAGACGGCGAUACCAACUCCAUUUUUUCUGGCAACAGCUGCACCCACAGCGGCAUCACAGAUUCAAAACCAAUGUGGACAGUAGACUUCCCAUUAUCUGAGAUCACUAGAUACGUAAUAUACAACAGAGGCGAAUUUUUAAUGGAUCGGCUCGCCAAAUUUGUUUUAACUGGAGAGAAUUCUGGCCUUCAAACAUUUUAUUAUAACGAUCCGUCUGAUCUUGGGUUGCCUGUGUAUAUUGUUAUAGACGCUGCUAAACAUAGCUUAACGCAAGUCACCAUAAAUUCUACGACUGUGUUUUUGACCUUAUGUGAAGUGGAAAUUUAUGGAGAAUGUCCAGCCGGUACUUAUACAACAUCAGACCUUCAAUGUACCAACUGUCCAGCAGCAUGUCCAAACACUUGUCACAGCGAUGGUGGCUCAUGUAGCGUUUGCUUGGGUUAUAGCAACCCACCAGCUUGUACUUUGGUGUGUUCAACAGGUCGAUUUGGAAUCUAUUGUGCACAAACAUGUCCAAGUAAUUGUUUCGGUAACAUCUGUGAUCCAGAGACUGGACAAUGUUCUAAAUGCACACCUGGAUUCUAUGGAGGCUCUUGCGACAAAGUCUGUGUAGAGUCCUUCUGGGGUCAAAAUUGCAGUCAACCCUGUAACCCCAACUGUCAAGCUAGAUUAUGUCAUAACAUCAACGGGGAAUGUAUCAGAGGAUGUGUUGCAGGCUUCGUGUCUCCCACCUGCACGCAAGCAUGUCCUGCUGGUCAGUGGGGAGUAAACUGUACAAACUCUUGUAGUGUAAAUUGUUAUGUUCAAUCAUGUGAUAAAACAACUGGUACUUGCGACAAGGGAUGUCAAGGCUUUAGUGAUCCGCCUAGCUGUAAAACAGCAUGUCCUGCUGGUCAGUGGGGUGUAAACUGUACAAACUCUUGUAGUGUAAAUUGUUAUGGCCAAUCGUGUGACAAGACAACUGGGAUUUGUGACAAGGGAUGUCAAGGCUUUAGUGACCCGCCUAGCUGUACAACAGAAUGCGCUAAAGGCAACUGGGGGCCUAACUGUCAUUUCGACUGUAGAAACAGUUGUUUUAACUUGUCCUGUGAUAGCCAGACGGGAAAAUGUGACAGCGGAUGUGAUGGAUUCAUGGAUGCUCCUGAUUGCACUGUGGAAUGUAAAACCGGAAAAUGGGGACGUAACUGUGUAAAUCAAUGUAACUUUCAAUGCAAAGAUCAAUCUUGUGAUAGAGUUACUGGACUUUGUGACUACACUUGUGACAGUCUUACAAAUCUUUCCUGUCCUGCUGAUUGUCCAAAAGGCUAUCACGGUUCCAACUGCACUUUAGACUGUUCCUCCACCUGUAAAGAUUUGUUAUGUAAUAGACUUGGCUACUGUAUUGCAUGUGUAUCUGAUUACACAGGACGUUAUUGUGAAAAGGUGCAACUAGGUCUAGCAUCAGAGACCAGCGGUCUAACAUUUUCAUCAGGUGUUGGUAUUGGAGUAGCUGUUGGUGCUCUGGUUAUCAUCUUGAUUGACGUCGUAAUAGUUAUUAUAUGCAGAACCAGGCUUACAACAUUAAGAGCCAAAAGCAAUGACGAGUUAAAACAUGGAACUCGACUACAGAGUUAUGAUGGGGUGAAACAAAUUAAUGAAUACAACCACUCUUACGAACCUUCUAGAUCUACUUUUGAAGAGAAAGGAAAGUCGCAUAAGAAACAGGAUGGAGACGCCAACGAAACAAUACAGUAUGAGAACACUUCUAAUACAGUUUAUGAGACAAUAGGAUAGGUCUCAAAUUGUCAAGAUCAGACAUUAUUUCAUUAAUUCAAAACUUUUUUUUUUUAGAUUAGUUUGUCAUUUUAACUCUCAUGUUUGUGUAUGUUGUGUUAUCACUGCGUCUUGAGCCUACAUCAUGUUUGUUAACAGCGCUUUAGAAAUAAAUUAAAUUAUUAUUUCUGUA